Molecule: messenger RNA, 3040 nt
Organism: Plectropomus leopardus (leopard coralgrouper)
Lineage: Eukaryota; Metazoa; Chordata; Actinopteri; Perciformes; Serranidae
Gene: nrbp2b
Product: nuclear receptor binding protein 2b
Biological process (GO): protein phosphorylation
Molecular function (GO): protein kinase activity; ATP binding
Source: RefSeq, a predicted model, not a curated record
CCGUGUUUGGCAGGAGCUCGCGGCUUCAGAUCCAACAACACCGACAAUGAGGCGUGUGGAAGAUGGUCGAAAAAUUAUCGCUGCCUCAUAAAACAGACGAUAUCCGAGACGAGCAAUGAGCGCAGCGGACUCACCGUGGACCGGUUCACUUCACCCACCGAGCUCUCACUCCCGCAGCGUGCACAGACAGAUAAACUGAAAAACCAUUUCGCAACCUAUUUUGCAUGCAGUCUACAGGGCGCAUGAAGUCUGGAUAUAUUUUCCACCGUGUUCAGUUCAGCCCAGCGACCUUGCAAUGUGCAUGCCGCUAGUUGUUAUCUGAAGGAAGUGUUCGUGCAAACCGAGAAGCGCAUGUUUUAAGCAAUAUCAGCUUUUCUCUGCAAGAUGUUUUGAGCGCCAAGGGGGGCUGAGAGGAGUCGCCUGGGGGGGUGUUUCUUCACUGCGCAGACAAGCGGCGGACCGUCUCUGCGCUACCGCUAGUCUCGUCUGAUCCACAACAAACACAGUUCACGGAGGGAAGGAGGAGACGGACUUUUGGGUUGGAAAUCUGAAAAUAUACGCCGUUAAAAUGACGAUGUCCGUCCCGGAGAGGAAAUCAGGAUCGGAGGGGAAGGAGGAGGAGAGCGAGGAUGAGAGUGAAAUCUUGGAGGAGAGCCCGUGCGGCCGCUGGCAGAAACGGAAAGAGCAGGUGAGCCAAGGAAAUGUCCCAGGCGUGGAAAGUGCGUCUCUGGCCAUGGACACGGAGGAGGGCGUGGAGGUGGUGUGGAACGAGGUGCUCUUCUCUGACAAGAAGGUCUUCAAAGCACAGGAGGAGAAGAUUAAGUUGAUGUUUGAGAACCUGAUGCAGGUCGAACACCCCAACAUCGUCAAGUUCCACAAGUACUGGCUGGACAUGAAGGAGAGCCAGGCGCGGGUGAUAUUUAUCACAGAGUACAUGUCGUCGGGGAGCCUCAAGCAGUUUCUGAAGAAAACUAAGAAGAACCACAAGACCAUGAAUGUGAAGGCCUGGAAGAGAUGGUGCACCCAGAUUCUCUCUGCUCUCAGUUAUUUGCACUCUUGUGACCCACCAAUAAUCCAUGGCAACCUGACGUGCGACACCAUCUUCAUCCAGCAUAAUGGCCUCAUCAAGAUUGGCUCAGUGUGGCAUCGGCUGUUUGUUAAUGUGUUUCCAGAUGCCAGUGUCCACGGGAAAGCGAGGCAACAUCGCGACGAGCAGAGGAAUCUUCAUUUCUUUGCACCAGAAUAUGGAUCGAGUGAAGAUGAUUAUGCCAUAGACAUUUUCUCCUUCGGCAUCUGUGCUCUAGAGAUGGCAGUGCUGGAGAUCCAGGCCAACGGAGACACUGCUGUGUCCAAGGAGGCCAUCGUCAAUGCAGGUCAAUCUCUGGAAGACCCUCUCAUGAGAGAGUUCACCCAGUCCUGUUUGCGUCAUGAAGCCAAGCUCCGUCCUACGGCACACGACCUUCUGUUCCACCGAGUCCUGUUCGAGGUGCACUCCCUCAAACUGCUCGCCGCCCACUGCCUCAUCAACAACCAGUACUUGCUCCCAGAAAACUGCGUGGAGGAGAAAACCAAGUCGUUUGACCCCAACGCCGUCAUGGCGGAGAUCAAACACGAAGACAGACAGGGCGUUCAGCUCAAAUAUUCCCACGUGUCCCCUCUGGAGCUGGACAAGUUCCUGGAGGAUGUUAAGAAUGGGAUUUACCCUUUGAUGAACUUCGCCUCGUCUCGGCCUCACCCCGUCCCUCGGGCGCUCUCCUUGUCUCAGGAGCAGGUGGAGACAGUCAAGACGCCGACUCCUGAACCGCAGGAGACAGAAACAAGGAAGGUCGUUCAGAUGCACUGUAAUUUGGAGUCAAAUGAAGAAGGGACCAAAACUCAUCUCUCUUUGUUUCUGAAGAUGGAUGAUAAACUUCAUAGGCAGCUUAGCUGUGACAUCCUGUCAACCGACACCUCUAAAGACCUUGCCAGUGAACUUGUUCACUACGCCUUCAUAAAUGAGGAGGACAGUGAGAAGGUAGCAGGGUUCCUGGAGGACGCCAUCAGCCGACACCGGGUCCGAUUGCUCGCCUCUGGGAGCACACAGUGAGAAGGGGGCCCGACAGCGGCUGGCCCACGCAGAGGGGCCCGGGCGAAGACCACACGGAUCGAGAAAGGGAGAGGGCAGCGGAUCACACAGCCGGGAACGGAGCUGACCCAGCUGGGGAUAAAAAGGGGACAAAUACAGAAGGAUGCUGGGCCUCAACAGUCAGUGAAUCAUCCCAGAGAGAACGAGGAAACGCCAGCGCUGAGCAAGGAACCGAAGGCACCUCUGGUUUCGAGGGCCGGAGGCAUCAUGGCUGUGUUCAGCAAUCCCACAAAGCAGUGGAAGAUUGACAAACUCCCUGCCUAAAAGGGCUAUCACGCCUUAAGAUAUCCUGACAACUUUUCCAUAAUGCCACUAUUCAGAACAGAUAUGUUUCACGUACAAAACGCAGCAGCUAUGUUUCCAAACGGACGUUUUAUUGCUCAUAAGCCUCGUUUGCACUCCAAAUGUUGAUUGGUGAUUAUUUACUUUGAAUUGUAAUCAAAGUAACUUACUAAAGCCCCUCUCCCUUUCAAGCCAGAACAUCAGUUUAUUACAGUUUUAGGAAUUUAAUAUUCCGUCCAACAUGCACUGUUAAUACUCAUCCAGUCGACUUAUUUAUUUCUGUUUAACUGUGAACGAUAGACGCUUUGCACAAGCCUGUUUUUUUUUUUUUUUUUGCUUUGCUUUUUAUGACGUGCAGUUAACACACCUCCCUGCGCUCUCGGCCGAAGGCUCCUUCUCCCCGAGAUAAAACACACCAUGCCUACAUACAGUGACGAGCAGUGAGAUGAUGCCUCUCUUUUAGCCUGUUGUGCUCUUAAGGGUUUUCCCUGAUAAAGUGUUCUGAAAGCCAAAGACUUGCAAAGUGCCUGAUAUGGCAAUGUACUUUGGACUAAUGAAAUGGCAUCGUAUGGAGGCAACUGAGGAACAGGUAUAUGAAUUUUAUCAGCCGCUGAAUUUCUAAUAUUAAAAUUU